AUGGCCAACUUAAAUACCCGGAUCGUCUCCGUUCAACGCCUCAACCAGGACCCUGGAGCCCGAUCUCUAGCCGAAUGGUGGGCGGAUGAGCGCAAGAAUCAGACCCCCGAAUCAAAAGCCAUCGAAGAAGCCGCCAACCUCCUCCGUACAAGUGAUAUCCCCGUCGCCUUCCCUACCGAAACAGUAUACGGCCUGGGCGCUGAUGCCACACGCAGCGCUGCUGUGCAAGGCAUUUACCGCGCGAAACAACGACCCUCCGACAACCCACUGAUUGUUCAUGUGGACUCUAUCGACAUGCUCAAUAAGCUGCUAAAUCCGUCUCAACAAAGUCCCAGCGCAGCGAAAACCCCGCGCACCCCACUUCCUCCGAUCUAUGCUCCUCUCAUCGAACGUUUCUGGCCUGGGCCCCUCACUAUUAUCUUACCGAACCCAUCUGGAUCGGACCUUGCUCCAGAAGUCACCUCCAAUCUGACGACCUUUGGCGCUCGUAUGCCCUCCUCACCACUGGCCCGUCUUCUUAUUCACGCUACAGAUCGCCCACUCGCUGCGCCGUCUGCGAAUGCGUCUACAAAGCCUUCUCCCACUACAGCGCAACACGUCCACCAUGACUUGAAGGGGCGUAUCGACCUAAUUCUUGAUGGUGGAGCUUCUGGUGUCGGUGUUGAAAGUACCGUUGUAGAUGGAUUGUGUAAUCCACCGGCGAUCUUACGGCCCGGUGGUAUUGGAAUCGACGAACUGCGCGAGGUCCCCGGUUGGGAAAACGUCGAAGUGGCCUACCGCGAUGGAACCCUAGGUGUCAAGGAGAUUCCCCGGGCACCAGGUAUGAAGUACCGACACUACUCACCGAAAGCGCGAGUAGUGCUCUUCAAGGCAUCGUCAAACCCAGAAGGUGUGGCUCGUCACGUCCGAAAAGACCUACAAGAUAGUGCGAUUGGCGCACAUAAUAUUGGCAUUGUACGUACCCGGAAUUGGAAGCAAGGAUUAGGACUUGCGCCGGAAGACGUAGUGGCAAGUACGCUUCAGCCUGUUGCUGCAGCCAUCGAUAACCUGGUGAGCUUCCCUGUUCCCGUGCAGGAGAAUGGUAGCCCCAGUAGUCGAACCAAGUUGGCCUACGACUACCAUCUUGGCGAUGAUACCACCUCAAUUGCGCACGGUCUCUUUGCAGCAUUACGGGCCCUUGAUGAAUUUGAUGUGGAUGUGAUCUACGUCGAAGGAAUUUCGGAUAGUGAUGGUGAUCUGGCGGCUGCCGUGAUGAAUCGUCUUCGGAAGGCCGCUGGGACGGAGAUGAAGGCAUAG
This is a messenger RNA of Penicillium malachiteum, 1296 nucleotides long. RefSeq names its product L-threonylcarbamoyladenylate synthase. Gene Ontology annotation, cellular component: cytoplasm. Gene Ontology annotation, biological process: regulation of translational fidelity. The coding region runs from base 1 to 1296 and encodes 431 amino acids. Gene Ontology annotation, molecular function: nucleotidyltransferase activity; double-stranded RNA binding; tRNA binding. NCBI's taxonomy places the organism in Eukaryota, Fungi, Ascomycota, Eurotiomycetes, Eurotiales, Aspergillaceae. The transcript has a single exon. The record is from RefSeq and is a predicted model, not a curated record.